CGCCGUGGGAGGGGGGCCGGGGAGGCGGCGGCGGCCGGAGGGGGGGCGAGAAGUUGCUGAGGAGGCGCCUGGAGGGGGAAGAUGGCUGAUUUUCUGAAAGGCUUGCCUGUCUACAAUAAAAGCAAUUUCAGCCGUUUCCACGCAGAUUCUGUAUGUAAAGCGUCGAACAGAAGGCCAUCAGUAUACCUCCCUACGCGGGAAUAUCCGUCAGAACAAAUUAUAGUAACAGAAAAGACGAACAUACUUUUGCGUUACCUACAUCAACAGUGGGACAAAAAGAACGCAGCGAAGAAAAGAGACCCCGAACAGGUGGAAAUAGAAGGGGAGAAUUCAGCCCCACCCCGGAAAAUCGCCCGGACGGACAGCCAGGAUAUGAAUGAGGACACUUAAAAAACUAAAACAAACUUUUUUUUUUUUUUUGUGUCUUCUGUGUUAAAAUUUACAGGGGCUUCCUGUGUGGUAUUUUUUUGUGGUGGGGGAGUGUCUGUUGACCAUGUAUGCACACCAACACACACAAUUCCAUGAACAGCUUGCCAUUCUUCCUCCUUCUCCUCCUGGUCUACCCUUCACUAUGCAGGCACUUCAGAUCCGUAGCAGCCAAUGUAUUUAUUUCUGCUUAUUUGUGUGUGUGUGUGUUGGCGGAAGAGGCAUGGCAGGGGGGUGUUGUGGGGCAGGAAGAGAGAGAGAGAGAGAGGUCUCUUCUUCCAUUUUUUUCCUCUCCAUUAUUAUUUAUGCGCUCUCUCGCUCUCUCUGUUGGAACAAGUCGGGAAAAGAAAAUGAUGUUUAAACUGUGAUCGAUGCCCUUUCUGUUUGGGGGAAAAUGGCAAAAAAAAAAGACACACACACCCCCACACUUUUGCGGCUAAUCUCUCUCCCCCCCCCCAAAAAAAUAUCUUUGUACUAACGUGAACUGUAUCCAAGCUCAUGCUGAAACACCCCCUGACUUUUUUGUGGAAUCGAGACCUUCCAUCUGUACAAUUACUGGUGUGUGUAAAAGAGGGGGUGUGGUUUUCCAAUUCUUCCUUUGCACCUCCUAAUCUAAGUGUGAUCUGAGGCGAGGAGGCCGUAUCCUGACCUCCCUCUCCCCUUCAUUUCGAUGUUUUCGUUUUCUGGAAAAGUUUUUUUUUUUUAAAUAAAAAAAAUCGUCGACGGUCCUUCUUUGAUGGAUGCUCUCCACCAGACGUGUCGUGUCCUCUUUAGCUGAUAACUGCUGUAUUAUUUUUAUUAAAAAGAAAAACACCCAUCUUUAGCUUUCUGUUCUGGGGGGUUUCGUUAGCAUGUCAGCCGUAGGUCGUGAAGAGGAAAGGAAAACAUUUCUGUUUGCCACCGACCCGUUUCUCCCUCCAUCCCCUGACCCACACCCCGCAAGUCAGUCUCUCUCUCUCUCUCUCUCUCUCUCUCUCUCUCUCUCAGAUCACUCUAUGAAUGGACCAGUUCUGUGCAACUUUUGCAGUAGAAUAAAGAAGGAUCUUUCUCACCA
Molecule: messenger RNA, 1480 nt
Organism: Podarcis muralis (Common wall lizard)
Lineage: Eukaryota; Metazoa; Chordata; Lepidosauria; Squamata; Lacertidae
Gene: DDA1
Product: DET1 and DDB1 associated 1
Biological process (GO): positive regulation of proteasomal ubiquitin-dependent protein catabolic process
Cellular component (GO): Cul4-RING E3 ubiquitin ligase complex
Source: RefSeq, a predicted model, not a curated record